Erpetoichthys calabaricus (reedfish) is the source of this 1108-nucleotide messenger RNA. RefSeq names its product 15-hydroxyprostaglandin dehydrogenase [NAD(+)]-like. Gene Ontology annotation, cellular component: cytoplasm. The transcript has 8 exons. Gene Ontology annotation, molecular function: oxidoreductase activity, acting on the CH-OH group of donors, NAD or NADP as acceptor. Bases 201 to 1001 code for a protein of 266 amino acids. NCBI's taxonomy places the organism in Eukaryota, Metazoa, Chordata, Cladistia, Polypteriformes, Polypteridae. The record is from RefSeq and is a predicted model, not a curated record.
UGAGCUACACAACAAAUCUAUUAAAUGCUUUCAUUGCACUUCAAACCCAGUUUGGUGAAUGAACUUCUUUUGUAUUUAAAGAUCUGAGAUUUCAGUGGCUAACACCCUCUUCCCUCCUCCUAGGUACAUAACUCCAGCUCAGGCAAAGCAAGUUUUACUGCUUAUUAGACUGACUGACGACACAGCAUAGAUAAAUAGAAAUGGCCCUGACAGGGAAAGUGGCCCUCGUAACUGGAGCUGCACAAGGACUGGGAAGAGCCUUUUCAGAAAUUCUGCUAAAUAAUGGGGCAAAGGUGUGCCUUUUGGAUAUCAAUGUUUCUAAAGGGAAUGACGUUAAAGCUUUCUUUGACAAAACAUAUGGCAGUGAAUCAACUACAUUCAUUCCAUGUGAUGUGUCUUCAGAGACUUGGCUUAAGGAUGCCUUUAAUAAAGUAAAAGAGACUUAUGGAAGGUUGGACAUCAUGUGCAAUAAUGCAGGGAUAAUAAAUGAGAGUGACUGGGAAAAAACUGUCGCCUUGAACUUGAAUGCAGUGAUCAGAGGCACAUAUUUGGCUUUAGACCACAUGAAGAAUCAAACAGGAGGUGGCGUCAUUGUGAAUGUAGCAUCAGAAGCAGGUUUGGUUCCAUUUAUAUCUGCCCCAGUCUACACGGCAACUAAAUAUGGAGUUGUUGGAUUCUCUCAAGCAACAGCUAUGGCUUCAGAAGCGUGCAAGUUUGGUGUGCGAAUAAAUGUCUUGAGCCCAAUUUUUGUCCAGACGGAUAUACUUAAUGAUCUGAAAGAGCCUCGUCUUUUGGGGCUACUGCCUGAAUUAAUUCCAAUUACGGAAAAGCUAAUAGAACAUAUUGGAAUAAUAAAACCUUCAGAUGUCGCUAAAGCCUUCCUGCAGUUGGUCACAGAUGAAAGCAAAAAUGGAGAAGUUUUGAAGAUUGAAAAGGAAGGUGCAGCAAGAUACGUGGACUUUCCAUACAGAGAUAUGGUUACAAAGUUAGGACUCAAAUAGUUUUUAUCUAAGGAAUAAAAAGUAAGAAAUUAUGAUACCAAUGAAGUGUAUCUGCAGCAUAACUAUAAGAAGGUAUUGUCUUACAAUAAAACUACUUUCCUAUCUAA